UAACGGCGACCUCCCCUACAAAAGGCAGCCACAUCGUUCCCCGUCCAAACGGCGAUCUCGCCAAGAGAAUCCUUAUCACGUGCAUUCACUUUAUCCGGAAGGUGUCAAGGUGAUUAAAGUGAACGGCUCCUUGGCGACCAGGAUGGCCCCAACUCCGACCUGCGUUUUCUGGGUACCUCCUCCAUGCUGUAUCACCGAGGACCAUUGCAAAGGGUGCGAUAAAACACGGGAUUGCGUUAUAGGAGUGGCGAAUGAGGAUGCACAAUUCAUGGGUCUCUUUAUCCAGGUUGCGGGGGAGGUAUAAAGAUGAGGGGUGCCCUGGAAGGUUGAGGUCGUGCGGGUGUUUUUGGAAUUUUGUUUCCUAGAGCUAUCUCGUCAGGAUGAAGCUGUACGCUGGAGUUUUGCUGGCUGGCGUUGCGCAGUCGCUUGCGGGAGCUGUGCCUAGUACAACAUAUGGCGAUCGGUUCAAGCCUUUGGUUCAAUCCAAGCCGCUUCAAGCAUUGGUCACCGAGAAGGGGUUGAUGUACAAUCUCAAAAAGCUUCAAGAAGUCGCAACGGCCAACGGAGGUAAUCGCGCAUUUGGUCUUCCGGGUUACAAAGCAUCGGUGGAUUACAUCCUCUCCCGGACGAAGAACUCGGAGAACUUCAUCACUUAUACGCAGGACUUCCCGGCGCUCUUUGCGCAGGUAGAGUCGAUCACCUUCCGAGUAAAUGAGACUUCCUACUAUGUCAUUGGCCUCACAUAUUCUCCUUCGACGUCAAAGGAAGGUCUGACAGCUCCCCUUGUCCUCGGAGUUUUUGGUCCGGAGGGCUGUACCAAGGAAGCCUACAAUGGCUUGGAUGUCAAAGACAAGAUUGUGCUGGUCCAGCGAGGAAGCUGCCCAGAUGGUACAACGCUUGCCGGUCGUCUUAAGCCCGCGGCAGCUGCUGGUGCUGCAGCCGUCAUCAUUUACACCGACCUUACCACCCCUGUGACUGCUGGUAGUCUCUCAGCACCCAAUCCCAAGGAGUACGUUCCAGGAGGUUUCAUCAACAAAGCAGACGGCGAGGCUUUGAGAGCGCGGAUUGAGGGGGGAGAAGCAAUCCAGGCAUAUUUCCAACAGACCCAGGUUGUCGAGACGAGGAUUACGCAGAACGUGUUUACUGAGACGAAGGACGGCGAUCCUACCAACAUCAUCAUGCUCGGUGCCCAUCUCGAUAGCGUCCAAGCGGGUCCUGGCAUCAACGACGAUGGUUCUGGAACCACACUAAUUCUGGAGGUUAAGAACGCACUUGAGAAGUUUAAAGUGAGGAACAAGGUCCGUUUUGCUUGGUGGGGAGCAGAGGAGAAUGGCCUCCUGGGAUCGAAGUACUACACGCAGAAUCUGAACGCGACCGCAGCCAACAACAUCCUGGCCUAUCUGAACUUUGACAUGGUGGGUAGGGGUUAUUUCGGUGUCUUUGACGGAGACGGCAGCUCCUUCAACCUCUCUGGACCAGCUGGAUCGGAUGUCAUUGAGAAGCUCUUUGUUGAGGAGAUGACCAAGAAGGGAGUGAAUGUAACGGCCGCCAGGUUCACGGGUGGAAGUGACUACCAGAGCUUUAUCAACAUUGGAAAACCGGUCGGUGGUCUGCAUACAGGGACUGGAGUUGAGCAGGACCCGUGCUACCACCAGGCUUGUGAUACGUACGACAAUCCUAACCCAAAGACUCUCACUAUCAACGCGAAGGCCGCUGCCCACGUCCUGUCCAUCCUCGCCACCAGGGGCCAGGAGAUCAUUCCUAAAAGCCCUGUUAAUGCGUCCAUGAUCUCUAGUCGAGGGCUGAUCCCAAGGCAAGAUAUCAAGUGGACAGUGGAAGAAGGGGAGAGGCACCUGGCUACAUGCGGUAACGAUAUAUGAGAUACGACUAGAGGAAUGAGAAAAUAUAAUGGGGCUGCUUAGCUCUGUUAUACAAACGAAUACAUACCACUGAUAUUAUCCUGCUACUGCAGGGGGCCGACACCAUCUUGGGCGGGAUACCGCUUCCACGGGCAUUGCUGAAUGGUUGGGGAUGUCUUGACCGAUCGGAUGAGGUCUUCCCGCGACCAGUAACAUCAAACGCAGCUCCGUAUGCCAGAUUGCUUCGUUUUCUGCUCAUGAGCUAAGCACAGAGGUUUCUCGUGCGACUCUCCCCGCAUCUCACAUAUCUGUCUGCAGGAGGUGAAGGAAUGGGUGAUGCUCAUUCUGCGCGGUAAUCUUAGUAACAACUGAGUACGUUAUUCAGCCAGUG
Molecule: messenger RNA, 2250 nt
Organism: Westerdykella ornata
Lineage: Eukaryota; Fungi; Ascomycota; Dothideomycetes; Pleosporales; Sporormiaceae
Product: aminopeptidase-like protein Y
Exons: 3
Coding region: 381-1880 (499 amino acids)
Biological process (GO): proteolysis
Molecular function (GO): metalloexopeptidase activity
Source: RefSeq, a predicted model, not a curated record